AAGUACUAAAGUACUAACAGUUCGACCGGAUAAAACUGAACACGAUCGUUGCUGCAACCAGUUGUUGCUUAACUUGUCGAAUAAAAGUUAACGAUGACCUAGCACGCAGUAUUUAACGACUGACGGUUUUGCUAUUUUUUGGGGUUAAAUAAUGAUGUUCUGUACAAUUGGGUUUACCGAUGGAUUUCGUCUGAAAUGUCUUUGUAGGCAAUUUAAUAGUUUUAUGUAAUUUCCACGACUGUUCAUUACCACUGUUUAUCCCGAUCUGUCACUAUUCCGAUUCGUGCCUGUCGGCGAGUUGAGCCAAUUUGCCGAGUUUCGUUGACUCCACGAACGUAACAAAUAAACAUUACAAAGCUUAUUCUUUAUGAUGGCGUUUAGGAGAGGUGUGAGUUCUUCCACUCCUCGGUUGUUGUGUUCAAUUAGGUUAUCAUUUAUUAUAGCAUUUAACAUUCUUUCCUAUCAUUUAAUAUGAUCACUCAGCACUACUGAAUCAUACCUAUACAUUUUCUAAAUACAUACUAUCGUAACAUACAAUAAAAGUUUCAAGUUGCGUGCAUUUAGCUAUCUUGACAUAUUUAUCAACCACCCGACAAUGUAUCUCUCUUGUCAGCUCAUUAAUUAUAAUGCAAAUUGUUUAUUUACCGUGUUGAGUAUAAUAUAUUCACCUUUAUUUUACCUAGAUUUGUUUUCGUUCGGGGCAAACCAAUGCACCAUUCAGCAUGCAGCCCACAUGCCACUAACCUAAUUCAUCACUUUCACGUCAUGUGGUUACGCGCGUGAUGGUGCACGUGCCAAUUUUGUAUAAACAAACACAGAUGUCGCUAGAUUAGUUCAGUAGCAUUAAAUAACCUUUUGUUUAUACUUGUAGUUUAACGAAUCAUUGUGUGGACUCAGUUUUGUGAACUUUGAGAGCAACAAAUUGUGUGCUUCUGAAAAGUUCAAAUUGAAGGAGAUACCCUUGGGGACCUCAAACUCGAAACCUGCAGCAGCAAAAAAGGACUAAUUCUCUUGUGCGGUGUAGCAAAAGAACACUUCUGCCCUGAUAUUGAAAAGAUCUUGAGAAAAGCAGGAGGAUCUGCAAGCGAUGGUAAACAAGGCGGAGUACAAAGUCCUGGUAUCUGAGGACGAUGAUUCAGCAGGGGAAGAGGAAGUGAACCCUAGAUACAGCAGAGAGUUAUCCCACCCAUUAUCCGACUGUAGCAGUGACAGUGAGCACGAUCACAGUGCAGACGACAGACACACUUCUCCUGCAAACAAUGGCAACAACUCCUUGAGAACUCCUGAUUAUAGAUCUCCUGAGAGGGCUGUGAGCAGGCAGGACGCGGACAUCUUAAUUUGUGGGGGUAGUUUCGCGGGGAGAGAGGCUGACUUCGAGCACAACCAUGUUCUAGUUGAAAGACAGAAAGUAUUAGAAGACAAGAAGAGAGAAACAAAAGCCUGGUUUGAGACAUAUUUCAGAGAGCUCCUGAAAACGCCUGUUGGCAAGGAAGAGGAUCUCGAGAUUACGAAGAAGGACUUCCUCAAACUUCUCCACAACAAAGAUGAGUUUGCGGAGCACUCUUUCCGGUUAUUCGAUAGUGACGACUCUGGUGACGUGUCAAUACAGGAGAUACAAGCUGGUCUUAAUAAACUAUCCGAGACGGGUGAGGCGAACAAAAAGACGAUAAAAUGGUUCGUAAACAGAUUGGAAAAGUUCACAAACGGAGAUGUGACCAAAGAAAUAUUUAAAAAAGCUAUAAACCAAACUUUUCUGUCAAAGUUAUUUGAACUGAUGGAUUUUGACAGUGGAGGAACAGUUACUCUCGAAGAGUUCAAGCGAAGUGUUGAUCGUCUUCUGAUGAUGGGAAGUGACGAGAAGAUUCUAGCUUAUCUGGAGAACAUGUUUCACCAACACGCCAAAGACCCUGAAAAUAUUACCUACGAGGAGUUCAAGAAAGUUAUAUACAACAAACAAGAAUACUUUACGAAGAAGAUGUUUAGUAUUUGUGACAAGGACAGGAGCAACUCUAUAUCCUUGCAAGAGUUUUGUGAGUCGCUCGGAAAACUGAUGAAGCAAUCUGACAACGAGGACGAGAUGGCUAAGAUCAACAAGGACAAGUUGCAUUUCCUUUUCAGGAUAUACGACGACGAUGACAGUGGAGAAAUAGAUCGGAGAGAGAUGAGGGAGUGUAUCGAGAUUUGCACCAAGGAGAGCAAUCUAGAUUUAAAGGACGUGCAGGCGUUAGCUGAUACGCUGUUUGACAAAGCAGACGCCGAUAAGAGCGGAGCCAUUUCCUUUGAUGAGUUCUACAAUAUCCUUAAACCUUUCACAAACAACCUCGAAAUAAAUCCUAAAGGAUGGGUGCUCCCUGAGAAACCCAAAAAGUAUUCUGACAAAGUAAAAGAUUUCACCGAUAAAUAUUUCUCGAAGAACUAUCUGAAGAACAACAUAGUCCUGAUAUCUAACAUCUCAGUUUUAAUCCUGCUGUAUAUCAUAGUGUUUGCAGUCGGGGUCAUUUACUACUCAGACACAUACCCUGCGUUAAUGAUAGCAAAGGGAGCAGGAAAGUGUCUGAACCUAACAACUACACUGCUGUUCGUCAGUAUGUGCCGGUGGGUGUUAACCUCUAUAAGGAACACCCCCGCUGGCAAGUUCUUCGCUCUGGACUCCAUAGUUGACAUACACAAGCUACUGGGCUAUGUUUAUGUGACGUUUGCUCUGAUCCACACUGCUGCUCACGUGUUCACAUUCCUUGUUAAUGUGGAUAAGAAUAGAGAUAUCCCUGAUGAUAAGACCAGUCCUGUGAACUAUUCUUUUGUUCUUUCAGCUGGUGGGUAUUUCGGAGGUUCCUAUAUCUCCGGGGUCUUCUUGGAUAUAGUCCUCUGUGUCAUGAUCCCAUUUGCACAGUCUUGUGUGCGACGAAGCGGCAAGUUCUCGCAAUUCUACUGGGUUCAUUUCUUCAGCUACUGGCUGCUGGCUAUUGGUGUCAUACUUCACUGUCAGAAUGCUUGGAAGUGGAUUUUUCUCCCACUUUUUGUUUAUGCGAUGGAGAAAAUCGCGAAUAUGAACUUCAUCAAACGAACACUGUACGGAAAAUUUAGGAUUUUAAACUACAAGGUCUUACCUUCGAACGUGGUAGAAUUACACAUUUCCAGACCUCCAACUUUCAACUUUCACUCCGGAUCCUACGCUUUCCUGACGAUUCCUCUUAUUACGGGAUAUGAAAAACAUCCCUUCACAAUAUCUUCUAGUUCAGAAGACAGGGAAAAGAUAACGUUCCAUAUCAAAAUGAUGCGAGGUUGGACAAAGAAAUUAUACGAGGAGUUAGCAACUGACCAGGAAUACAAGAAAAGAAGGGAGGUAAAGGAGCUGGAGGAGAAGAACGGGAUCGCUGAAAACGGGGAGGCAGUGUUGAAAUUGGAGAGGAGUAUAAAUGAACGGUAUCUGAGUAGAGACUCUGAAAAAUAUGCAUACCUCAAAAACUUUGGACGGCUCCAGAAGAGAGAUCUAGAAUGCUACAUUGAUGGACCAUACGGUACACCUGCUACAGAGAUAUUUGAGAGUGAACAUGCUGUACUGGUUGCUGCUGGAAUAGGGGUCACUCCGUUUGCUUCCAUACUACAGACGAUCGUCGACAAGUACAACCAGAGUGGAUGUUUCUGUUCCAGGUGUAAUCAUUGGAAUGAUCACGGAACGUUCAACAUCAAAAUAAAAAAGUUAGACUUCGUGUGGAUCACGAGGGAUCAGAAGAGUUUACAGUGGUUCCUGGAACUGUUGAAGCGUCUGGAGGAGGUGAUGGACCGGUUCAACGAACACAACCCUGACCACACCGCACAACCUACCAUAUACGACAGAAAGAAGAGUAGGACCCCAGCCAUUAAGGUCAUCAAGGACUCUUCAAAGAAGAACGGUAUUGAGCUGCAAGAACUCGACGUUUCAGUUGACAAAACUGAAAUUGGGCAAAACGGAAACGAGAACGGAAGCACUCCUAAGAAAGUUGAAAAGGAACGGUUCCUGGAUAUUCACAUCUACCUUACAUCCGCUCUUUCGAAGAAAGACUUUAGGGCUGUCGGCCUACAGUACGCCCUGCAACUAAUGAGAGAAGGAAAUCCUGAGGGACAGGACCACAUUACCGGACUCAAAGCUCAGACCAACACGGGACGGCCCGACUGGGACGAAGUGUUCGACAAGAUCGAUGACCCGGAGAAACACAGGAAAGUCACCGUGUUCUUCUGUGGCUCCCCGGUUAUCGAAGAAGUGCUGAAAGAGCAGUGCAACAAACGGAGGUACAGAUUCAAGGCAGAGAAGUUUUGAGGAGUGUGUGUGUGUGUGUGAACUUUGUUUUAAGUGACGACCUUGACGGUUCAGCGGUAGAUAUAUCAGAGAAGAGAGUUAGUUGUGACAGCACGCGGGGUUGUGUGACGUCACGUGAGAGUGUGUGACGUCACGUGAGAUGCAGCACGCGGGGUUGUGUGAUUGAUGUGUCGUUAUGGUUGACGGGAUGUUUUUGGCGGCAGGAGAUUGAAGGUAUUAUAUAGAAAACGAAUCGAAAGAGAUGAGAUGGACGUUACGUAUUUGUGAUGAAACAAUAUUUGUAACAAAUUUGAAUCUCUUUACGUAGAUGCAGUGACGCUUUUAUUUUUUAUAGAUUUUACUUUAGCUGACUUAGAUCGUGUUUGAUUUUAAGAUUUUAUCUAGAAUUUUUAAUUUUGUUAACGUUUAAUCUUUUAACUUUUAGUUCAAUUUACUGACAGCAUUGACUAUUCAGUACUCGUGACCUUGAGGAAUUUACGAAGCAUUGAUUUGUUGCGGAGUAAAUCCAUUACUGUAAAGUGUAUAUCGCAUUAUUUAAAAUUUAUCUAUUUCAAUUCUGUUUGCGAUUGCAAUAUAUUUGAGAGUAAAUCUAUUUCAGUUUCAGAUUUCUUAAUGUUAAUUGAUAUUUGAAACAUUUCGAGCUACUGAUAUACAAUUUCAAUAUACUUCGAAUUUACUUGGAUGACUUGUCGAUGAUGUCUUUGCUCAUA
Messenger RNA from Bolinopsis microptera, 5007 nucleotides. RefSeq names its product NADPH oxidase 5-like. Gene Ontology annotation, molecular function: superoxide-generating NAD(P)H oxidase activity; calcium ion binding. The transcript is spliced from 21 exons. Gene Ontology annotation, cellular component: plasma membrane; NADPH oxidase complex. Bases 1088 to 4297 code for a protein of 1069 amino acids. The record is from RefSeq and is a predicted model, not a curated record. NCBI's taxonomy places the organism in Eukaryota, Metazoa, Ctenophora, Tentaculata, Lobata, Bolinopsidae. Gene Ontology annotation, biological process: defense response; superoxide anion generation.